Messenger RNA from Pseudogymnoascus verrucosus, 1548 nucleotides. It is a transcript of the gene SAT4, whose product is annotated as serine/threonine-protein kinase HAL4/sat4. The coding region runs from base 1 to 1548 and encodes 515 amino acids. NCBI's taxonomy places the organism in Eukaryota, Fungi, Ascomycota, Leotiomycetes, Thelebolales, Thelebolaceae. Gene Ontology annotation, molecular function: ATP binding; protein serine/threonine kinase activity. The transcript is spliced from 2 exons. The record is from RefSeq and is a predicted model, not a curated record. Gene Ontology annotation, biological process: protein phosphorylation; intracellular monoatomic cation homeostasis; intracellular signal transduction.
AUGACCGCUAUCCUCCCGCAUCGCGAUGCUGACAAAGCGACCUCGUCACCCACAAUCUCAAGGAAAUCCUCCUUUGAUGGCGGUGCAGGCGCAGCAUCGCCAAGGUCGCGACCAACCAGUGGACAAGGUACGCACGAUACAACCAAUGGGGCUGCGCCACACUCCGACCACAGUCACAGGCCGGCGAACGAGAAGCAAUCCAUGACCAAGCGACUCACUCGCAUGUUCUCCGCGCGCGACACCAAUAAAACCGGCUCCGGCUCUGAAAGUGGCGGUACAAAAUCACCCCCCAAGGCCACAACGCCCGUGCCUGGAGAGCCAUCGACGGCGCCUACCUCUCGCCCCGCCCCGCCUUCACGUCAACAAUCUUCGUCGGAAAAGAUCCCAACGAUGCCGAAACCCAAAGAGAAACCCAAAGAGCCACAGUGGCCGGCUCAGCGAUACAUCCUCGUCCCCGACGUACCCGGUGGCCAUGAACAUCACCUCAAGAGCGCCAAGCGCCAAGAGAAGCUGUCCGACAUGCUGCGCGACAUGCUGAUCGGCAAGAAGAAGCCGAUGGAGGCACACGAGGGCGAGCAGCAAUUAUCGCUCAUGUCGAGCUGGGUGGACCAGCUGAAGCGCGAGCGCGAGGCCCUGGCGUCGACCGACAAGAAGGGCGGCCCGAACACGACAGCGACGCUGGUCGAGAAGUACGGCAAGUGCCAGGAGAUCGUAGGCCGCGGCGCCUUCGGCAUCGUGCGCAUCUCGCACAAGCGCAAGGAGGGCGACAACGAGCAGCUCUUCGCCGUCAAGGAGUUCCGCCGCCGCCCCGACGAGAGCGAGAAGCGGUACAGCAAACGCCUCACCUCCGAGUUCUGCAUCUCCUCCUCCCUCCGCCACCCCAACGUCAUCCACACCCUCGACCUCCUCCAGGACUCCAAGGGCGACUACUGCGAGGUGAUGGAGUUCUGCGCCGGCGGCGACCUGUACACUCUCGUCCUGGCGGCCGGCAAGCUCGAGGUCGCCGAGGCAGACUGCUACUUCAAGCAGCUCAUGCGCGGCGUCGAGUACAUGCACGAGAUGGGCGUAGCCCACCGCGACCUUAAGCCCGAGAACCUCCUCCUCACCACCCACGGCGCGCUCAAGAUCACCGACUUCGGCAACGGCGAGUGCUUCCGCAUGGCCUGGGAGACAGACGCGCACAUGGUCUCCGGCCUGUGCGGCAGCGCGCCCUACAUCGCGCCCGAGGAGUACAUCGACAAGGAAUUCGACGCCCGCGCCGUCGACGUCUGGGCGACUGGCGUGAUAUACAUGGCCAUGCGAACGGGCCGGCACCUGUGGCGCGUCGCGCGCAAGGACGAGGACGAGUUCUACGAGCGCUACCUCGAGGGACGCCGCGACGAGGAGGGCUACGGUCCGAUUGAGAGUUUGGCUCGCGCCCGCUGCCGAAAUGUCAUCUACUCCAUCCUCGACCCGAAUCCGAGCCGUCGCAUCACGGCGAGCCAGGUGUUGAAGUCCGAGUGGGGUCGCGAGGUGAAGCUGUGUAAGGCGGGCGAGGAGGGAAUUUAA